UCGUUCUGUGCCGACGACAGCAAGCGUUAGUGCAAGCUAAGUCUGGGGUCUACUAGAAAUGACUGGAUUAUUACAUAUUUGAACGGACGUCCUUGGACUCAUAAUAAUGUUAACUAAUUUCAAACAUACAUUUGAAGUUUGUAAAUAAUGUAGACAUUUAAUCUGUUCUCUUAAGUGUGUUCUUUAAGUGAUUUUUGUGAAACAAUUUGUAGCUCUACAGCUUCUACGUGGAAUAAACCCAACACUUUUUCAUCAUGUUACAUUUCAUGUAGCUAAAAUAAGUCAACUUUAAAUAGUAUUUUUAGCUUACCUUAAAAACAACACAGAACUGUCUCUAUUUGGGCACCUUCGUAUUUAGGUAAAGUAGACGAUACGAAGUAUUAUCUUUUAACACCUAUUUGUUUUCAACCAAACCCGAAGUAGCUUUUAAAAGUGAAAUGAAUCACAGUACAGCAAUAUAUUGUUGAAAAUUUAUUGUUUUCUAUGGGUAAAUAAGUGCCUUCACAAAAAUGUGACUGCAUUUAAUAAAAAAAUGGUAUAAAUAGGUGAGGACAAAUUACGCUUGUUUAUAUAGUUCCUUGUUGACCCUGUUGACCAAAGAAACUGCACAUGUAUCCCCAGGCAUCUACCCCUUAACAAAAUGCACAACUUAAUCGGUGCUAUAGCUAUAGCGCCACUGACAAUAUAUUAUUACAAGCAGGUGAUCUGAUGGGGCGAGAGAGUUCCGUCAGCUUACGCCUAGUCCCGACAAAUUGUUGGUGCCAAAGCUUUUGUUUCUAAACGCGCGCGAAAUAUUCGCAUAUUCGCAACUGAGUGGCUGAUCAACCAUAGUCUGCCGCUGUCUUCGUAUGGGCGCUGUGUAACUGAUUUGCUCUUUCCGGUAGUGAGUGUGUAUCGGUAGUCGUCUCAAGGCAGCUGAGAGGUCUGGCUGGAUGGAAGGGACGAUCAUAGGGACCGUUUCGUUAGUGAUCACAUACACACCAGUUCAGAUUGUGAGGAAGAUUACGGGAUAAUUACCAUGUGAUAUUUUCCCAAAACGAAAGAACAGUGCUAUUUCGAAAACGACUAUGUGCUCUUUCUAACUGGAACGAUGGACGGUCCGAUCAAUCGGCAAGUGCGGGUAGGGAAGAGGAUGAUCUAAAACAGGCGGUCGAAUACGUGAGUGUGUUUACCUCUGUGAUACUUCUGAUUCGCUAAGAGGUUCCUGUCUCUUUCAGCACGGAUCGAGCGCGUAUAGAUUGCCGCCAGCAGUUCAACAAAUAGAUCGCUUCACACGUCUGAAGUGAUCGCGGACGAGCCAGAAGACAUUAAAGGCUUUUGCUUUGAGCAAAAUUUAGGACUACGGGAAUGUUUAAUGCAUCGGUGCCGUGCAUAUACUCCGCCCCGGCCAAAAAGACCAUGGGCGUAUCGAUGUGUUGGUAUAGCGCAGUUCUUAUAUGUGUGAAUGGAAAGCGUAUUAAGUAAGAGCCGUCGUAGCUUGGGUCUAGAUAAGACCUGAACGGAGAGAGACAUCGAAGCGGUAGUUGACAUCGAGCAGCUGGUUUCUUGUAAGGUUGUAAUGAGCGACUCGAAAGGGAAAUUCAUUAGCAUCUACACGCGCUUGCGUACACGAAAACAUCUAUACAAUUUCCUUGUGCCCUAGACAGUCAGCAUGAGAAAAAAGAGCAACGAUUUGUAAAGGCCCCUGUGCGUUACGCCCCUCGCUGUCAUCGCAUUCCACUAAGUCAGGGAUGGCCUGACCUAUUUACACGAUGUAAUUAGUCUAAGCGUUGGCAACACGAUAACAGGAAACGUACUGGAAUAUGACCACUUAACGGUAACUCGAUUUACAGCAACGAAAUCUAUUCGAUUAGCGAAGUGAUCGAUUGAUGUAUACCAGACAACGAAGUUGGGUAUCACAAAUAAUAACAAAGCACCUGUAGCAUGAUGCUGAGUGUCCAUCGAAAACCGAUAUGGAUCUAAUUGAAGACGACAACUCAGAAUCGUCGGCUUCCAGCAUCGAUUUCCAGGACCUUACAGACUGGAUUGUAGAACAGGUCAUUGAUGCCAACACUAAUAAACACGUUAAGCUCAUUUAUCGUUACCGUAAAUAUAUUGCACAGGGAAGUUUUGGAAGCGUUUCUAGAAUACUGACUUUCCAACGUCAGCGACUGGCCCUUAAAGAAAUCAAUCACUCGAAGGCGAAAUUACUCGAAGUAAAAAUAAUGACUCAAUUAAAUCAUGAGAACCUUAUAAGCAUUGCGUAUCAUUGCAACAAAAAAAUGGGCGGGAACCGUUAUCGGACCUACAUCUUUAUGGAGUAUAUGCCUAAAACGGUUCACGCACUAAUUAAUGAAACAGCGGACACGAACGGGAAGCUUGAUGAGGUAACUUGCGCUAUCAUCGUUUACCAAAUACUUCGUGGCUUGGCAUAUAUGCACCGUCGAGAUAUUGCCCAUCGAGAUAUUAAGCCGCGUAACGUUCUCCUGCAUGCAGGCAAGAUGAAAGUGAAGCUUUGCGACUUCGGAGCAGCGCAGAAGAUAACUGAUGCAGCUGAAAGGAUAACCUACGUCUGUUCGCGAUGGUAUCGGGCUCCGGAGCUACUGCUGCGUAACAAAAAUUACGAUUGUAAGGUCGAUCUGUGGUCAGUAGGUUGCGUUCUUGGCGAGAUGCUUCUGCUUCGGCCACUUUUUGUCGGAAGUGACACUGUCGAUCAGCUAGCAGCUAUCCGGGACGUAAUUGGAGCACCGACCGAAGAGGAGCUCAUCGCCAUGCAACCAACAUGCCAGUAUAAUUUAUAUCCAAAACCAAAACGAAGGCAUGUUUGUUCUGCGUUUGAUGCUACCGUCGCCCAAUCCAUUCUUGAUUUACUUGAUUCAUUAUUGCAGUAUGAUUCAGCUAAACGCCCUUCGCCUUGGACAGCCCUGGCUGAACCUGUGUUUGACACACUCCGCACAAAAGAUAACGUCACUACGUACCCGCACCUAUUUAAUUUUACUCAGGAAGAGCUCGAAUACAAUCCCGACAUUAAUAAAAAACUUGUCAUUGUAAAGUAACUAUAAAUUGAAUACACAUUCCGCCAUAUUGGUUAGCUGUAGAGGUUAUAACAAUAAAAUAUUUUCUGUAUGUGCAGUGUUGAGUUACUUUUUUAUUAUUUUUAUUAUUUCGUAAGAAAUGAAUAAAACUAUUUUGAUUCAGUCAUGAACUAAAGUAUAAACUGUUCAGUCUAUACAAUGGCAUGACUAAAUGUUGUAUGUUAGGGACUAGCCACAGUAAGAUGUUAGAGAAACUCAGAUAUGUUUGUAGAAACAGUGUAAGCAGAUAUUUCUAUUUUUAUUUGUAUCAAUAAUUAUUAUUUGUAGUAACAUGAUGUAUCCAAACUUCGAAGGAAAAGUAUCGUACUCACAGGCGGGUACAGAACAGAAGAGUGUAUGAUUUUCUAAGAAAAUCUUGGGCAUGAUGCGUUGACAAAAAAUGGAUCUACAUAAAAAACUUCUCAAAGAUGAUUAUUCCCAAUAGCUUCCCUUACGCAAGGGGACGAAGAGACUACGUAGAUACGCAGCGAACUGCCUCACUUGAAACUUUAAUAGAAUGGAUGCGACGGGAUCUAUACUGACAGUAGCACAACUGCUAUUAUCGUUAACCACGAACACUUGUCAAUAGAAAACGAGUGGCGUUUUAUUCAUUCUAAUUAUUUUUACUUAAAUAAUGUAAGAUCGGAUUCAAAUUCACCACAGCUCAAAGUGCUACGCUCGCCUAUGCUUUUGCUUUAGGCACGUCUUUGUUAGUUCAACUGUGAAUCAGGGCGUGUAAUAUUUUAGUUUUAUAUAAUGCUACAUGGGAAAAUUAGCUUGAUUUACAUAUCCUUCUUUCUAGAUUCCUACCAAAAUUGAACUACAACAUAAUUAAGUUCCAUUGUAACGGGUUCCAGUGCGACCUUUUUUUUCAUAUUUUUGAAGUGCGUUUUAUUUUAUUCAAGAAUUAUCUAUGGAAACACUGUAGUAUAGCUUUUACUUUAAAAUCCGUAGAACGUUAUAUUGGUUAUAUGGCCUCAUAUUUCCUUAAUUCUUUCGUUUGCGUUUUAGCCUAUAACAACUACUAUAUAUGGGAAUAAUUGACGAUAUUAUCGAAGCAUAUAUUGAAAUACGCAGGCACGAAGGUCUUUUGUACUAAUGUGUCAAUUUUCUAGGAAUCGGACAGCUAUAACAUAAUGUUUUGCUUUAACCACAGUGAAUCACUGCUGCAAUUCUGUAUUAUAGUUUGUAUUUUUUUUUGUUUGGUAUUGAAACUAUAGUUAACUCUAUAAAAUUUAGUUGUCAAUAGGUGUUCCCUAUAUAUGCAACAUGCAUUGGAUAGCUUUAUGCUGUACUCAGAGAUCUAACGUAACUAGUAGCGCAUUCGUAAUGGCACAUCCAUAAAUAGAACAAAAAAAAAGCUUGCAAACUCCUCCUACCGACUCCCUUUAGAAACUACUCUCGCUGCUGCCAUUGCUGUUAGCUCCCAGCUAUUAACCCUGUAUAGACCAUGGCGCCUUUACUGCACGUUUAGUGUCGAGGCCUUCGAGUAAGCCUAAAAAAGCCUAGAUGAAAAACAAGUAAACUUGUGAAAUACCUCUCAGCACCUAGAAGUUAAAAUAAAAACACACCAAAUAUGUUUCUAAGUAGCUGCUGAGACGUAGUCAACAUAUAUCAACUGAAAAAGCAGAAGAAAAUUACUGUAAUGAACGAAAGAAAAGCAUUAUUAAGAGAAUAGAUUCAAAAAUUGGUUUUCUGAAUUUGCAACCCAAACAUGAUCGAAAGAUUACAAUUUCUAAUAGUUCGUCCGCCAAAAAAUGGGUGGUCUGUAGUUCAGGCGAAUGGAAACACUCUUUAACUAUCCUCAAGAAGACCUUUGGUCGCUACUGUAAAUCUUCAAUUAUUAAACUCAAAUGUUCCAGCAAACUUAAAGAUGCGUCAAGGAUCAUUUACGUAUAAUACCUUCGACGAUUUAAAAUGCAUCCUACGAUUUUAUCAAUGUACGCUGAAUUAAUGGUGUCGAGUUAA
Messenger RNA from Varroa destructor (honeybee mite), 5021 nucleotides. Its product is annotated as mitogen-activated protein kinase HOG1-like. The record is from RefSeq and is a predicted model, not a curated record. NCBI's taxonomy places the organism in Eukaryota, Metazoa, Arthropoda, Arachnida, Mesostigmata, Varroidae.